AUGGCUUUGACUCAAGAAUGUCUUUUGUCUUUUCUACUGGACCACGGAGGCAAAGUGAAGAACUCGGAGCUGCUGAACAACUUCAGGAGAGAGAUCAGCUGCGGUGGUCCGGAGGAGAAGCAGCACAACAGAGACCUGUUCAAGAGGCUGGUGAACAGCGUGGCUGUGGUGAAACAGAUCGACCAGGUCAAGUUUGUGGUGGUGAAGAAAAGGUAUCAGGACUUUGUUAAAGAGCCGGCACAGGACGCCGCGCAGAAAAGCCCGCAGAUGGAUGACAGUCUCUGCAGCCAAAACGCGAGCUUUUCCUUCACAUCUCCUGAUCGAGCCCGGUCCUCCGGGAUGAAUCACUCUGACGUCGAGGACAAUAACGUGGACUUCCCCUCAAACGUGAAUGGCAGCAAUUAUAUUGAUACAAAGCGUGUGUGUGUGGGGAGGGAGCAGGAAAGGAGAGACAUUAGUGGCGAGGAUACAACCACCGUUAGAGUCCUGAACAUCCCCGGAGAUCAGGCGAGCAGAAGGGGGAAAUCUGGAGCUGUGUUCGCUGUCAUAGCGGUCAAAUCCCCUCCGAGAGACCGUGCACCAGGUACACUGGAUGGAUUGCACUCUAAAGUGCAUUCACACAAACCAAUCACACUGGUAACCAAAGCUUCUACACCAUUAGUGCCAACUCUAAAUCCCAACAUUCCAGUUUGCAAAGAGAGGUCUGACUCCCAAUGUUGGAAAAACAGACCGACAGAGGACAUGCAACCCCCAGGUUUCUCUCUGGUAAGGCCCCAAAACAAGAGAGAUGAUGCAAAGUACACAGAGUCUGUACCUUUGGAGCCUUUAGCUCAUGAGUGGCUGGUGAAGUGUGCCGCCGGCCUGUGGGGACAAAUCUAUGGUUUACUGCUGCAGGAUACACGGUUGGCACAGAAGAAAGACUUCAUGUCAGGGUUCACAGCGCUGCACUGGGCUGCAAAGAACGGCAACAUGGAGAUGAUACACAAGCUCAUGGAUGUCUCUACGAAAAGAGGCACUUAUGUUGACAUCAACAGCAAAGCACACGGAGGAUACACGCCUUUACACGUCGCAGCCAUGCAUGGGCACAGUGAAGUCAUGGUUUUGCUUGUGCAGAGUUAUGGUGCAAAUGUAAAUGAGAGAGAUAAUGAUGGCAAGAAGGCCUUCCAUUACCUCGGCAGUGGUGGGUCAGCUGAGGUCAGAGCACUUACGGGAGGACGGCAGCGGAGCAAGUACAGGGAGAAGAUCGAAGAUGAUGAGUACAGAGAGCACGCGAAGGGCUUCAACACGAUUAGUAAACUGUUCCAGCCUCACAAGAAACAGAAGACAACAACAAAAUGUGCUCAUGACUGGUGA
Molecule: messenger RNA, 1353 nt
Organism: Anoplopoma fimbria (sablefish)
Lineage: Eukaryota; Metazoa; Chordata; Actinopteri; Perciformes; Anoplopomatidae
Gene: sowahab
Product: sosondowah ankyrin repeat domain family member Ab
Exons: 1
Coding region: 1-1353 (450 amino acids)
Molecular function (GO): protein binding
Source: RefSeq, a predicted model, not a curated record